This is a messenger RNA of Coregonus sp. 'balchen', 2353 nucleotides long. NCBI's taxonomy places the organism in Eukaryota, Metazoa, Chordata, Actinopteri, Salmoniformes, Salmonidae. The record is from the annotation of a GenBank genome assembly.
CUGAGUUGGAGGCGCACCAGAGAGGACAGGCGCACCCAGACAAGGGAACAGAAAGUAUAGCUGUCACUUCUAUUUAUAUGGUUCCCAUGACUUGCUAUCAGCAAAAGUGCAUGUGAGUCCUGUGCGUCUGGAAAGAUGGAUAAGUUCAAAACUGUUCUUAAAUUUGUUCAGAAUCAGCAGACUAGUCUCGGGUUUGGUUUAGUUGCGUUGUUAACUGCAGGCGGGGAACAGAUAUUUUCGUCGGUGGUGUUCAAAUGUCCUUGCAGCGGCUGGAACUUUUUAUAUGGCAUGGUGUUUCUCUUAGUGCCUGCUCUGGCACUGUUGGUGUUAGGUUACAUCAUGAGCAAUAAAACAUGGAAAUUGUUUACAGGUUUGUGUUUACGCAAAUCCACAUUUUGUAGUUUUAAGUAUUUUUGCGCCUGUGGGGUGGUCUUCUUUCAGAUCACCACGACAGCAGUAGUUGCACCUGUAAGUUGGAUUGCAGUCGCUUUGCUCAAUGGCAAUUACUUUGAAUGCGCCAUGACUGGCGUCAAUGUAACGGUUUUCACAAACCACCUUUGCGAUGGAAAGAGUCCGCAGUGCCUGGAUGAACUUUAUAAAUUCCCCUGCGGGAGGGCCACCAACGUGCCACAAUCUGAAAGGGAUGAUGUGCUGGCAACCAUCCGCGCUGAGUCGCAGGUGAGAUAAUAUCCUUUCUUCUUUGUCCCAUUUUACACACUUCUAUAUGUUUUAGUGGGCUAUCCUUGUUUUUGUCCACAGCCUGUUGGAGUGUAGGUGAUUCGACUGUAAACAGUAAUUGACACCACUGGAUGUGUUCUGACAGCUAAGGGAGUUGUAUUAUAUUUUAAACUGAGCCUCUGACAUUAUGAAGUACACAUUUUUGCUUUGAAGGCAUUUGUUGCAUCGCAACAAAAGCAGAAGUGCCCCAAAGCAGAAGUGCCCCAAAGCAUAGGCUACUUAUAAGAAUUCCAUUGUUGUAAAAUGUCAGUUCUUCUUCAGUCUGACUCAGUUUCUGUAAGACUUGUUCUCAUUAAUGUACAAAACUUUACAGUGUUUCCCAUAUUUUAAUUUAGCAGUGGUGGGCCGCCACUGCUAAAUUGUGUCUCUGCGGCUAAGAGGAGGGCCUCUAAAAUGUAUGGUUGGAGAUCGCACCAUUGGCCACACCCACUACCACGCUAUUCUAACUUUGCCACCGCUGCUGAAAAAAAUCCUAAGGGAAACACUGCUUCCUAUUGUAUAAAGAGGUGAUGGAUUAAUUGAUGACCAAAACACCUCUGAAAUGAAUCUACCAUUCCUUAUACAGUAUACUGCCCAAAUACAUUCCCCGGCUACCUGCUAUUUUUAUAGAUAUGGUUUGAGUUUGAGCAGUAUAAUGUAUGUGGGUAAUUAUAACUGUGACAUUAACUCAGGCAUUCCAGGUAAGGGGUUAAGCAGAAUAGUUGAAUAUUGUGUUGAAUGUAUUGGUUUUGAUUUCAGGUCCUGGGUUGGCUACUGAUCGCCUCCAUCAUGGUCUUCAACCUCCUGCUGAUCUGCGUUGCCCGGUGUAACUCCCCAGUCAGCUCCCUGCAGCUGAAGUUCUGGAGGGCCUAUGCCCAGCGGGAGAGCGACCUGCUGGAAAGCUACACGGCAGAUCACGCCGAAAAGCUUGCAGAGAGGAACCUGAAGAGCUUCUUCCAGCAGAUGCCUCCAGAGCCUGUCACCACCCCACCUAACCAGGCUUGGGAGAAGAUCUCGUCCCUCUACAGGUUCAGCACCAGAGACCACUACUAUAGCAUCCUGCACAAGUACGUGGAGACGUGUCAUGAUCCUGCAGAGGCCAGGGACCACAGGAUGUCGUCUGUCAGGUCAGACGGUCCAGACACUGCUAAUCUAGCCGUGCUCGCCUUUGUGGAUGAGGGCAAGAUGAUGCUGUGAAUGGGCAUGCAUAUGAUCAUAGGAACAGCAGUGACAGCAUCACUAUCAUGACCGUAUCUGUAAUCAUCAUUAUUUUAUCAUCAUAGUUAUGACUCAUUAUAGAGAAUUGUUGUCAGCAUUAUAAUCUUCAUCAUCAUCAUCAUUAUCGCUGCGCAUCAGGGGAUUUUUCAGUAGAAAGACCAAUCACAUUAUCUGAUUAACCACUCUCAGGCCUUCACUUGAAUAACAAUUCUUCCCAAUUUUAUAUUGUUACUUGAAAGUUCACUCACUGUAUCACCAGCGCUGCUUGCAGCUUUUUAUUUGAAAUUCUAUGCUCAGAAGGGAAAUAAUCAUUUUUAAAAUAGUUGACCAUACUUUCUUUCUCUUUUACUUUUAUUUUUUCUUCAGUAUUUUAAUGCUCCUCAGACUUGGCCUACAUACAGCUGGUCUGUGGCAUUAA